CCGAAGAUCAAAUCUUUAAAAUUUACUCUGAUAUCAUAAAAUCUCCAAAUACAAGAUCAUGAUUCAUAUCUAAAAUUUAUAUCCAAUUACAAUAUGGCUAGCCUUCUAACUCGUCACUUCCCGUGGUUUCCCGUCCUCAGUUUCACUUCUUGAAAUGGUGGACAAGGAAAAACUAUGAGAUAAAGUCAGUAAGUAAAUAUGGAGUGCCCCUUAUCAAACUUAAAGCAUGCCAACAAGUACAAUCACGAAAACAGAUACAGUACGGGCACGAAAUAGACGUCUCCUCUAUAGGUCACGGCCAGUGUUUAAACCUCCCACUGGCAAGCAACAGGAAUUACUAGUGUUUAACUCCCACUAGUAGGAUUACAGGAAUGAACCGGUUCUAUCAGGAACAUGUCGACAUGUGCUAGCGUUUAAACCUCCCACUAGCGGGCAAUAGGAUAACAUGACCGUAUCGAAGACAAAACAGGCAGAAAUUAACAGAAAAUCAUGCUUUACUAAUCACUUUCAAAUCAUCGGGGUAAUCCAUUAAAUU
Molecule: messenger RNA, 535 nt
Organism: Rubroshorea leprosula
Lineage: Eukaryota; Viridiplantae; Streptophyta; Magnoliopsida; Malvales; Dipterocarpaceae
Source: the annotation of a GenBank genome assembly